ACUUGCAUGUGCAUCCUCUGCUUUUUCUCCCCCCAUUCCUCUCCACCUGGUACUCGUCCACUCUCCUUGCCCUCUCACAAUCGCUUUGCUUGUCCUGGUUGCCAUCACCACGCUCACUUGAUCGAGAGGAAACGGUUGCUGGUCGUCAGGGUUGGAACGUUGAAACGCAACUGAAACAGCUUGGUCCCAAAUUUUCUUGGUGGGAAGAGCAGUUCGACACGCCCUUUCUGGAAGGAUCUACGACUCUCACGAGGGUCAGCAUCAGUACUUCACGACCUCCUUCCUUUCUGCAACACCCUACAGCACACCUCGCGCAUCGUCCCUUCCUCCCGUAGCCAUGUGGCCCUCCGCCGCCACCCCCCUCCUACCCCUCCUCUUCCUCGCCGCUCUCCCCGCCGGCGUCCUCGCUGGAGACGUCCUCGAGACGACUGGGUUCUCGCAAUGUGUUAGCGAUCCCCAGGUUCAGGUCACGGCCUUUAAUGUCCAAUACAACAAAAACACCCGCAACCUGGUCUUCGACCUGGCCGGCACGAGCAAGGUUGCCCAAAAGGUGACGGCGGAACUGGUUGUCUCUGCAUACGGCAAGCAGAUCUACACAAGAUCCUUCGACCCUUGCUCUCUCGGCCUGUCCGAGAUCUGUCCAGUCCCCGCCGGCACUUUCUCCACUAACGGCGAACUCCCCAUUCCCUCCCAAUACGCCUCCGAGAUCCCCGCCAUCGCCUUCUCCGUCCCAGAUCUCGCUGGCAAUGUCAAGAUGGAGCUCAAAAACAGUGAUGGACAGGCUGUGGGGUGUAUCGAGUCGACCGUGGGCAAUGGCAGCACCUUGCAAAUGCCCGUCAUCUCCUACGUCGCUGGCGGCAUUGCUCUUGCCGCCUUGGUCUUUUCCGGAAUCGCAUCCAUCGCGGCUGGCGGCCAUCCUGGCGCCUCUACUGCUUCUCCCACAUUUGGCGAGGUGGUGGGCCACUUCCAGGGUGUGGCGAUGACCGGCAUGUUGAGCGUCAACUAUCCCCAGGUCUACCGAAGCUUCACCACCAACUUUGCCUUCUCCACCGGCCUCAUCUCGUGGGGCGGUCUGCAGAACAGCAUCGACAGCUUCCGCAAGCAUACCGGUGGCAAUCUGACCGAUGACAACUACCCAUAUCUCAAGAACCAGGCGACGCUCGUCUACAACGACGGUACCACCAACACCUCGUCUUCGAGCUCAUCUAGCUUUCUGCGACGUGGUCUCGACUCGGCUCUACACCUUGCCGCCCGUCAAAGCGUCCAUGUCAAUGACAAUGGCACCUCAACGUCCAUAGGCUCAGGUUCCAGCAGCUCGUCCUCUAGCAGUGGCACCACUAAGCAGUCGCAUCUCGUUUCUGGCAUCGAAGGGUACGCGGAAGCACUGUCUAUUCCUCAGGCGAAUACUUUCAUGACCAUCCUCUUGGUGUGGGCCAUCAUUGUCGCCGCCAUCAUCGUUGGAAUCUUGCUUUUCAAGGUCAUCCUGGAAGCCUGGGGUUUGUGCGGCAAACUUCCCAAGUCUCUCGAAUCCUGGCGCAAACGGUACUGGUGGCGCAUGGCCAAGGCCAUUGUCAACCUCAUUCUCAUCCUCUACGGUGCCUGGACGCUCUGGAGUAUCUAUCAGUUCACGGCGGGCGAUUCGUGGGCCGCUCAAGUACUUGCCGGAGUCACUUGGGGUGUCUUCACCCUCACCCUCGCAUUCUUCACCUGGAGAAUCUGGCGCAAGGCCCAGUAUUUCAAGAAGCUGGAAGGCGACACGAGCGGCUUGUACGAGGACAAGGAGACUUGGGUCAAGUACAGCCUGUUCUACGACAACUUCCAGAAGAAGUACUGGCUGUUCUUCGUCCCGGUCAUCGUCUACAUGUUCGCGCGAGGCUGCGUCAUUGCCGGCGCGAACGGCCACGGCACGGUGCAAGUGGGCGGCCAGCUGAUCGUCGAAGCGGUGUUCCUGAUUCUCCUGCUCUGGACCCGACCAUAUCAACGCAAGAGCGGCAAAUGGAUCAACAUUGUCAUCCAUGUGGUCCGUGUGGUCUCCGUCGCCUGCAUCUUGGUGUUUGUGGAGGAGCUCGGCAUUGCCCAGACCACCCAGACCAUCGUCGGUGUCAUCUUGAUUGUCGUGCAGGCUGUGCUGACGGUCGUGCUUGCCAUCUUGAUCGCGGUCAAUGCACUGAUCACCUGCAUCAAGGAGAACCCGCACAGGAGAGCACGCAAGGAGGCGGAGAAGGCGAACAUGAACCGCGAUUUCGACAACCUCACCCCUCUGGACCCACGCAAUUCCAUGCUCAUGGAGCCGAUGGCGCAGCACGACACAUCGUACAAGCCCGGCUUUGAGACUUCAUACAAGCCCUCCUUCGUCCCCAGCCCGGUGUUCGGUGACGGAAAAGGACGCUACGACCCCGUGCCAGCGCGCGAGGGCACGCCGGCUUCUUCGGUCCGCAAGUCGCGCUUUGAUGAGCACGCCAACCUAGUCUCCGGCGCCGCAAGCAUGGGCAUGCGAGACCGCAGCACGAGUCAGCGGGGGAUGAGCCCGCCCCGCCAGCAACCUCGUCUACCAGACGUUGAUUUUGGCUAUGUCGAUCGGAGAUAAUGAUCACGUGUUUGGAAUGUUUUGGUGUACAGUGAUUUGACAGCAUCAGCGAGGGAACGGUGGGUGGGGAUUAAAAAUCUGUUACGAUAUCAACACAAUGUGUGGCUCACGCCUAUGCGCAUGGUGCUGCAACGAGUUUAGAAUUAUGUACGACGGCAUAACGAUUUGAUAGAAGACUGUCCUUUUCC
Molecule: messenger RNA, 2775 nt
Organism: Neohortaea acidophila
Lineage: Eukaryota; Fungi; Ascomycota; Dothideomycetes; Mycosphaerellales; Teratosphaeriaceae
Exons: 2
Coding region: 338-2587 (749 amino acids)
Biological process (GO): fungal-type cell wall biogenesis; transmembrane transport
Source: RefSeq, a predicted model, not a curated record